AUGCAUAUCAAAUUGUCUUCGAAUGAAAUAGUCAGUGCUUUCUUGAGACACUGUAGUACUAGUGAGGUUCGUCGGACUGUAUGGGAAUAUUGGGUUCGACUUGCAAGUGGUCAAUAUUUCGGUCCAUCAACGGGUUUACAUGCAUCUAAUGAUAACCGUAUACAACUUAUUCGUUAUUUACGAAGAUCUCUGGCAAAACACCUUGGUUGUAACGAUUGGUUGUCUGUUAUCUGGCGUUCUCCUAAUAUGUGUUCUCCAACAUCUCCUGAUAGACUUAUUUCUGAUGUUCUUGAACCUUUUAGAACUUUAUUGAAACCUGCUGGGGAACAAGAUUUUAAAGUAUUGAGAGAAUGGGCAAAUACAAAUUUAGACCUAUCUGGCAAAACUCUAGAAGCUUGGGAUGUUGAUUAUGCAUUGGAGCAAUAUAAUUAUGCAGCUGACUAUGCAGAAUUGGAAACGGUGAUCACACCGCCGGAUGGUUCUUUACUUAACUAUCUUCAUACUAUAUUUUCUGAAUUAGCGAAUGUGUUUCAUUUGAAGCUGACUUCUCAGAUACCAAGAUCUUCAGUAAAUGGUGUGUCCUAUGUUGUUGAGAAAUUGGUAUAUCAUGUAGAGGAUUUGUCACAAGGUACAUUACUCGGUGAAAUAAUCAUUGAUCCUUUUGCUAGAAGUGGUCGUUUAAUUCCAGUUGGCGGCAUUCACUUACUCACAGUGGCAACACGCAACAAUUUAUCAGCAAAUGAUAUUCGUAUACUCUCUGGAUCAACGCAGCAUCCAAUUGUUUAUCUGUUAGGUAGCUUAAAUCCUUCGACUGAAACACUUGGUGUUUCGUUCGGUACUAUACUCUCAUUCAUGUCUGUCUUUGGAUCAUGUCUUCAACUUGUUGCUUGUCGUGUUCCACAUCAUGAGUUAUACAGUUUCCCGCACUAUAUUGCACUAGAUAGUCGUUAUCUUAUGUCGGAUCUGUGCCAUAGUAUUGGCUCUAGUGGUGCAAUACCUUCUAUUCGCAAGCAUAUGCCGAAUAAACAAAAGGCUCACUUUCGACCAUCUCCUGUAGGCUUAAGAACGCCACCGAAACGUAUUAUGUCAUUGCUUAUUCUUCAAGAAUUAUAUACAUCUAGAUUUGACUUAGCUGUUUGGUCUAAAAAACACUCAGACACGAAAUGGUCAACUCUGCAAAAAGAAUUAUGGAAAAUGCAUAUGCCAUAUCCUCUUCAGCCAGAUGAUCAGUGGCCAUGCUCUUGUGUCCUUCUCUUUGGGCCAAAUUCACAAGCUGGUUUAUUCUACCAUCAAAUUUGGCGUAGAAUUCUCUUACAAGAUGUUUUGUGUGCAUUACGUGAUGCUAAUUGGUUGUCUGAAGGUCCAGAGUCGGCAAAGGCCUCGGAGGUAUUCAAACGUUUCCGUGAUACAUACUUGACUUAUGGUAGUGCAAUCCCACCAGCUGAAUUAUUUCGUCGUUUUCGUGGAAGAGAUCCUGAUCCUAAGUUGUUGUUAAAUGACAUGGAACGCUCAAUGAGACCUGUAGAAUCGUCUACAGUAGCAGAAUGUGUUGAUGCUCUACCGGUUCAUUGA
Messenger RNA from Heterobilharzia americana, 1572 nucleotides. Lineage: Eukaryota; Metazoa; Platyhelminthes; Trematoda; Strigeidida; Schistosomatidae. The record is from the annotation of a GenBank genome assembly.